Messenger RNA from Orussus abietinus, 3924 nucleotides. It is a transcript of the gene armi, whose product is annotated as RNA helicase Mov10l1-like. The coding region runs from base 471 to 3860 and encodes 1129 amino acids. The transcript has 6 exons. NCBI's taxonomy places the organism in Eukaryota, Metazoa, Arthropoda, Insecta, Hymenoptera, Orussidae. Gene Ontology annotation, molecular function: helicase activity. The record is from RefSeq and is a predicted model, not a curated record.
AAAAGUUAGGUAUUUCUUCACACGUGUGUAUUCUCGGAUAGUUACAGUGUAUAAUUGUUGAUUUAGAUUUAAGUGAAAAUAACCGUAUUUGUAGGUAGAAUGUUAUAAGAUAAAACUAUGAAUUCGACGACGUUAUCGCCUACAACGUUAUCGUCGGCGAGACAAAGCCAGUCCCAAGAGUCAGAAUUAAGUACGAGUGGAACCCAAACGUCGAAGAUCCUGAAUCUUAUGAAAUCUGAAUUACACGUGCAAAAGCAACAAAAACGACAGAUUAAAGAGUUGCACCUGAAACGUGUACUGUCGUUGCGAAAAGAACUUGAGUAUCUGAAGGCAACCGAAUGGAGAUAUCAGUCGAUCGACCAGUAAACAUAACUGUUGCAGUAUUUAAAAUGCCUUUUACUUUUAUGAAAAAGCUUCUAAAGUUUCUUUCCUGUAGGUAUUUGGAUAGCAGUAACAGAACCUAAGUGACAAUGUUUUCCCUGGUAGCAAAUGCCAUUAAAUAUGUGUUAGGAUAUAAUCCCGAUGCUGAACCUGAUAUAAAUGAGGUUCUAGCGCGUAUUGAAAGCAGGUAUGAGGAACCCACAUCUGCUGCAGAGAAUGUUGCUUCGGGUUUACAAGAAGGUUGUUUUUAUAAAACGGGAAAAGUUUCCCUUGUAACGGAUGAUUAUGUUCUCAUUGAUGGUCGAUACAUGUGCGAGAGAAUCAAUAUUUCUUGUAGCACGAUAAAUGUAGACGAUAAAGUUUAUUAUUUAGCUUUCCAAAGAAACCAGGAUGAAGAACAGAAGAUACGAAAAAUACUUUAUGUGGUUGACGAGUGCUGGGACGAUGAAAGAGCCGAGGAACAAGUGGCAGUCGUUAAAACGGGGAUUAUGAAACGAAAUACCAUUGGAAGAAUAGAGCGGCGUGAAGGCAGAACUGUUCACCUUGAGCCUAUCGAUGUGUCUAUCAAUUUGGAUAAAGUCAAGUCUGAAUUUAUACCAGCAGUCGGAGAUUGGGUACAACUUGAAUCACUGGUACAGAUUGAUACAGAUUCUAACAGUUAUAGUGGAGAGGUACUAGAAGUUGAUGCUAUACAACCCUUAAGAUCGAAGCUAACAGUUGGAGUCAUUACAGAGUAUAAUGUGAAUAUGGGAGAGGGAACAAUUGAUAAAACAAUUUUCUUCAGAAAAACAUCUUGUGAACCUGGCUAUAUUCCUUGUGUUGGUGACAAAGUAGUCAGCGAUAGCAUAGAGAGCGACCAAGGAAUGUAUACAUGGCGUUCUUUGACUGUAGUCCCGCUUACCCAGGGUCAAUCUCAAGGAUGUAAGGGACAGGCAAAAACAACCAAUUUUCAACGUUCCAGGAAUAAUCGGCAUCAAGUAGCACAAAGAUUUUCAAACCAAAGACAAGAAGAUCGAUCAAUGUACAUUCCAGGUGUACGCCCUAUCAAGCCCCCGGCGUUUAUGGCUGUUAAAAAUGGUAUAUUCAAAGUUCCGCAGAUAUUUUGGAAUGCCGUUUUGAAUCCUCUUCGAGAUCAGGAAACUCAAGUAGAAUGUGAAAUUUCUGUGGAAAAUGCAGUUCCUUGCCUUUCCAAUCCAUUAUCAUUCGGUAAUUAUAAAGAUCGCUUUCAUGCACUCUUGUACCUUGAGGAGAUUGGUCGUACAUUGGAUAUGCAACAGUAUGAUAUAAAUAGUGCAGUAAUGAGACAUUGUGGAGAAUAUCUAGUUUUAAGUGUACCUGGAUUGGCAGAGAAAAGACCUUCUCUUUUAACUGGAGAUCGAGCGAUUGUCUCCUUUAAGUGGGACUCAUCUGGAGGAAAAUUGAAAUAUGAAGGCUAUAUUCAUAAGAUCAAGAGUUCAGAAGUGUUUCUGAAAUUUAAUGCAAGUUUUCAUGACACCUACAACCAUGAAGAGUGCGAAGUAACUUUUAAAUGCUCUCAGUCCCCUAUAAACCGUUGUCAUACGGCAAUUAAUUCAGCUGUAAACUAUCUUGGAUCUGAUUUCUUAUUUCCCAAUCGAGUUGUCGAACAAGAGCCUCAAUUAGAUCUUGAAGAACUUGGUGAAGAAGAACCAAAGAACAAUCAAUUGAUACGCAACAGAAGUGAAUCUAUUUCUUCCUCAUGCUCAAGUUCAGGGACAGCAGCUGCAAGUGAUAUAUCGAAUGAAAGCAUUGUUCGAAGUCCCCCAAGAAUCUCAGUUGCGGAUAGACUCUUCAAUGCUGCCGUAAGAGAACGCCCUAAAUUGGAGAAACCAAUAGUAUGUGUUGCAAACGAAACUCGUCCUAUCAACCACACAAAUACGAUCAUUGGUCAGAACUCAACUAAAAGAGACAUGUCUCAAAAUAAGCCAACAAAUAACCUUGAAAAUUCUGACAAGUCUGUUGUGGACCCUUACGUCUCGCAGCUGAAGAAACGCAAGCUAGUCUGGUUUAACCGAAAGUUGAAUCUUCAUCAGAAGAGGGCUGUGCGUAACAUAUUGAAAGGAUUAGCUCGUCCUUUGCCCUAUGUAAUAUUUGGUCCCCCUGGAACAGGAAAGACGAUUACUUUAUGCGAAACAAUACUUCAAAUCUUAACUACCAUUCCAGAUAGCCGUCUGCUUGUAGCUACUCCCUCGAACAGUUCUGCUAAUUUAAUUGCAGAGAGAUUGUUGGAUUGUGGAGCUCUUAAACCUGGUGAUAUGGUACGUCUCAUUGCGCAUCAUUGUCUGGAAAAUGACUCGAUUCCUGAAAGACUCUUACCAUACUGCGCAACGGGUGACUUGGCUGCUGAGACCUGUCGUGGCAAGACAAACCACGUGGAGUAUAACGGAGGACCAAAGAUCUCUUGCCCAGCCAGUCUUCUCGGACGACACCGAAUUACUAUUGGCACUUGCAUCGCUCUUGGAAUUUUACAUAAUAUGGGCUUCCCUCGCGGACAUUUUUCUCACAUUCUUGUUGACGAAGCUGGGCAAGCCACGGAACCGGAAAUUAUGAUACCUCUUAGUUUUGUUCGUUCGAACUAUGGAAGUGUCAUUCUUGCUGGUGAUCCUAUGCAACUUGGACCGGUUGUGCAAAGUAAAUUGGCACUUCACUUUGGCCUUGGAGAGUCUUUCCUAGUGCGACUGCUGCAUCGGUUCCCAUAUCAAAGAGACACGGAAGGUUUCGAUACAGGCUAUGAUCCAAGGCUCGUUACAAAGCUAUUACUGAACUAUCGAAGUCUACCUGAGAUUCUACAGAUACCCAAUUCUCUGUUUUAUGAUUCUGAGCUACGAUCGCAGGUGUCCCCUGAGAAAAGUAACGAAGCAGAAGUUUUGAGGUUACUGUCUUCCGAGAUCCCACAGAGACUUGACACACCUCCUGCCGUGGUGUUCCAUGGAGUAGACGGGGAAAAUCAUCAGGAUAUCGAUACACCAAGUUGGUACAACCCGGAAGAAGCUAGCCAGGUGUAUUUGUACCUUUUAAAAUUCUACAACUGUGGCAUCGAAGCCAAAGAUAUUGGCAUUAUUACAUCAUAUCGAAAACAGGUUCGGCACAUUCGAGAUUUACUUUUGGAAUUAGACAUCGAGGCACCAAAAGUUGGUAGUGUGGAGGAAUUCCAGGGCCAAGAGAGGAUGGUGAUCAUACUUUCGACAGUAAGAUCAACAAAGGACUUUGUUACUCAAGAUAUCAGGCAUUCUCUCGGCUUUGUUGCUUCUCCAAAACGAUUGAAUGUCGCAAUAACUCGAGCGCGGGCGUUGCUUGUCAUUGUUGGGAAUCCAUAUUUGCUAUCUCGAGAUCCCUACUGGAGAAGUCUCCUUAUUUACUGCCGGGAACGGGGUGCUUACACAGGUUGCAAUUUUUCACCUUCGCACCUGGACAAUGCUCAAAGUGAAACAAAGGAAGAAAUCUCCAAAGUAAAAGAGUGACUUGUCUUGUUCGAAAUAUAUGAUUUUUUGACUUCCCCCAUUGUUACAUGGGACUGAUCGAAAA